Periophthalmus magnuspinnatus is the source of this 2051-nucleotide messenger RNA. It is a transcript of the gene il1rl2, whose product is annotated as interleukin-1 receptor-like 2. Gene Ontology annotation, molecular function: interleukin-1 receptor activity. Gene Ontology annotation, biological process: signal transduction. The transcript is spliced from 11 exons. The coding region runs from base 55 to 1764 and encodes 569 amino acids. Lineage: Eukaryota; Metazoa; Chordata; Actinopteri; Gobiiformes; Gobiidae. The record is from RefSeq and is a predicted model, not a curated record.
GUUUCUGUCAAAAACAACAUGGCGCCUGUCGGAGCGUUAUGUACCUGACCACUCAUGUCUCUGUGUCCUAACAUGUGGCUGUGGACCUGUCUGUUACCUGUUCUGCUGCUCUCACACACCCAGGCUCACAACCAACACAGGGCGCCAAAGACCUUCCACGUGAGUGAGGGGCAACUGUUCAUUUUGCCGUGCAGUCCGGCAGGUCAACAACGAAACGUGAGCUGGAGUCGAGAGGGUCAGAAGCUGGACCAGGAGGGACAGAGGCUGAUAGGAAGCCUGGGUGUGGAAGUUCAGGAGGGGCGACUCUGGUUCAAACCUGUACAGAGCAGACACAGCGGAGUGUACACCUGCCACUACAGGUCCCAGACUGGCGAGCACCAGGCACAGAUGGAGCUCUCCGUGUCCAGAGAGAAGUGCCCGUUUGCGGAUGAGCACAGAACUCAGCACCAGGGAGUGACCGGGAUGCUCCCAUGUAAACUGCAACACCACUACAAGUUCUACAACCUCAGCAGCACCAGACCCGUGCGGUGGAUGAAGGACUGUGCUCCUCUGCACAGAGCUGGGGCCCCUGUGAGGGUGGACGAGUGGGGGUACUUGUGGCUGCAAGAGGCCUCCUCACAGGACACUGGGACAUAUACCUGCUUCUUAGACCUCAGUGUAGAGGGACAGAACUACAGCGCUGCCUGGAGUAUGGAGGUGACAGUAACCGAUGAAACAGUGUAUGUCGAUCCUACUGUGGUCUACCCUCAGGAUCAGGUGCUUCCAGUGAAACUAGGUGACAGUGUGGAGCUGCAAUGCAGGGCAGACCUGGGCUACAGUAAGGAUGACCACACAUUUAUGUACUGGCUCCUGAACCAUACCCACACCGAUGACCACCCCGGGCUCUCUGACUCCUGGCACUACGUGCAGGAGGGCUGGCGUGUCCAUGGCGUGUCCACUCUGCUCAUCUCUCAGGUUCACCCGGGCCUCCUCAACGUGUCCAUCAUGUGCUGUGUGAACAACCCCGUGGGAGAGGACCACGGCCAGCUCUGGCUCACACAAGCGGACACCAGUGCAUUCCACCGGUCUCUGGGGUGGAGCCUGGGCCUAAGCUUGGCUCUGCUACUCCUGGUUGCCUCUGUAUACUACUGCAGGGUGGAGCUGCUGCUGCUCCACCGAGAUCUGAGGGGGCGCUGUAGCAAACAUUACGUUGCUGAUGAGAAGUUGUAUGAUGGUAUAGUGACCUGUUUGCACCCUUCCGGCCUGGUCCCCUCUGAGCUGGACCCCUUCUGCCUGCAGCUCUUGCCCCAGCGCCUGGAGACCCAGUGGGGCUACAAGCUGUACAUCCCUGGCAGGGACAAUUGCCCUGGAGAAGCGGUGCACGACGCCCUCUCAGACGCAGUGAAGAGGAGUCGCAGGCUGCUCCUGCUGCUGUGUGCCUCCAGUCCACAGGGGGCGGUGCAGCCAUCUGACGAGCUCCAGCCGCUGUGCUACGAGCAGAGAGUGGGACUAUAUGACGCACUGAUGCUCAAGGAGCUACACAUCAUCCUCAUCGAGAUAGGUGGACCAGUGGACUACAGUCGUCUGCCCAAGUCUGUGCAGUACCUGAAGAGGACACAGGGGGCACUGCUGUGGAGACCUGCACCCAGAGGCAGACUCGGCUUCCUGCGCUCAGAGAGGAGCUUCUGGAACAGGCUCCACUACUAUAUGCCCCAGGUGCCAUCAGGGAAGAGCCAGCUGGGGCCCAAAGCCUUCAGUCCAGCUUCCAGUGUUGUAGUGUGUUAGUCGAGUCCCCCUCAAGUCACAAAGGACUACUUGAGGUUGAGGUUUGAGUUCAAUGCAGUCGUUCUCAAACUUUUCAUACCAAGUACCACCAAAGAAAAGAUUUGGCUUUUCUUUUUCUUUUCUUUUUUUAUCCUUUUUAUUCUUUUACAAAAAACAAAACAAAACAAAAAAACAGUACAGUACAGUACAAAACACAACAGGUCUUGUCAAGAGAUAGAAACAUGCAAAGAAGACAAAGAUACAGACAAGAGAGUCAUAAACAAACAUGGUACAUGCCAUAAGGCAAG